CUUGGGCACCCGCUCGCGGGGCGUCUGUGCGCGUGCGCGCUCGCGCUCCCGCCCUCUCGCUGCGCUCGGCUGAGUCAGUCAGUCUGUCCGAGUCUGUCUUCGGAGCAGGCGGAGCGCGGGGACUUGGAAGAGCUACCUGCUUGAUUAUUCUAUUUCCCCUCCCUCACCUCCGCCCCAUAUCUCUCUUCACCUUUCUCCCGCCCUUGCUCGCAUAGCCAUGGCGGAGCCGUCGGCAGCCACUCAGUCCCCGUCCAUCUCGUCGUCGUCCUCCGGGGCCGAGCCGUCCGCGCCUGGCGGCGGCGGGAGCCCAGGAGCCUGCCCCACCCUGGGGGCGAAGAGCUGCGGUUCCUCCUGUGCGGUACAUGAUCUGAUUUUCUGGCGGGAUGUGAAGAAGACUGGAUUUGUCUUUGGCACUACACUGAUCGUGCUGCUUUCCCUGGCAGCUUUCAGCGUCAUCAGUGUGGUUUCUUACCUCAUUCUGGCUCUUCUCUCUGUCACCAUCAGCUUCAGGGUCUACAAAUCUGUCAUCCAAGCUGUACAGAAGUCAGAGGAAGGCCAUCCAUUCAAAGCCUACCUGGACGUAGACAUUACUCUGUCCUCAGAAGCGUUCCAUAACUACAUGAAUGCUGCCAUGGUACACAUCAACAGGGCCCUGAAGCUCAUUAUUCGUCUUUUUCUGGUAGAAGAUUUGGUUGACUCCUUGAAGCUGGCUGUCUUCAUGUGGCUGAUGACUUACGUUGGUGCCGUUUUUAAUGGAAUCACCCUUCUGAUUCUUGCUGAACUACUCAUUUUCAGUGUCCCAAUUGUCUAUGAGAAGUAUAAGACCCAGAUUGAUCACUAUGUUGGCAUUGCCCGGGAUCAGACCAAGUCAAUUAUUGAAAAGAUCCAAGCAAAACUCCCUGGAAUCGCCAAAAAAAAGGCAGAAUAAGCAUCUGGAAGCCAGAAAUCCAACAGUUACUAAAACACCAUUUAAUAGUUAAUAGCGUUGUUACUUGUACUAUGAAGGAACGUGCUCGGUGUCAGCUUGAGCCUGCAUUCCAAGCUUUUUUUUUUUUUUUUUAAAUUUGGUGUUUUAUCCCCCUCCUUUCCCUCAGCCCUCAAUAUCAAGCACAAGAAUUGUUAGGCUAAAAAGAGAACUUAGAACCCGAAAGAAUAAAGAAAGAAUGAAAUUCAUAAGAUAAAUCAAUACCUUAAUGGUGGUGGAGCUUUUACCUAUAGCUUGAAAAGGGAAAGAUUGGAGGUAGAAGAGAAAAUGAAAGAUAGAACACCAUCUCUUGGGUCCUUCUAUUCAAUUUUCAGGACUGGUCUUACUCAGCUUCCCAUUAUAGUUUUGCCCUUGUUUUUAAGUUAAGAAAUAAUGAUUAACUUAUGAAGAAAUUAUUUGGGGACAGGAGUGUGAUUCCUUCCUUGGGUUUUUUGCAGCCCUCAGAUCUCAUCUUCUGCCCCAAGAUGAUAUGAGCAGCUACUCCUAAUAUUCCUCUUCAUUUUAAUGAUAUAACUUCCAACUCUAUGAGUAACUUAUAGAUUAUAGUGAUAAUUCCUGAUUCCCAGAAUGCCAUCUGAUUAAAAAAGAACUGAAGCAGAAAGUAGAACCAGAGAGGGAGUUACGGUAGCACUGUGGUGUCCCUCACUCAACCUAGGGAAGGAAAGCUCCACCAUUUGGGAAGGUGGUUUCUGUGUCAUUUCUCUUGGACACCAGUUCUGAGCAUUAGUUUGAGAACUCAUUCCCGAAUGUGCUUUCCUCCCCUCUCCACCUCACCUCAAGUUUAAUAAAUAUGGUUGUACUUUUCUUAUUAUGAAUAAAUGUCUGUAACUGCUGUACACUGCUGUAAACUUGUUAGAGAAAAAAUAAUCUGCAUGUGGGCUCCUCAGUUAUUGAGUUAUUGUAAUCCUAUCUCAGCCUGUGCGGGGGUGGGGGGGUUUCACAAAGUGAAGUAUGGAAACACAAAAAGCCUUUAUCUUGAUCUUUUCCCUGCAGCUUCAUUUUCAUAUUCUGCAUCUUUAGCCUGUGUUCAUCAUUUUAGCCUAAGGACCAAAGCCUAACUGGCUUGAGAGAUUGUGUGUGUCUGUGGUUAAGACCACAAAUUAGCGUAGGGAAGUGUUUUUUGUGGUUCAUACAGAGUUUUAACUGCUUUGAGGCUAGCUUAAUGGGUAUUUUGAGGGCUCUUUCUUGCAAAAGGUCUUACUGGCACCCUUGCCAUGGUCCAGGGUACUGCUUUGGAGACUGUUUUCCAAGAAGUUUUAGGUGAGGGUGGGCAGGCACAGCCAGAUUUUGUUGAUGAUACAAUUAAAAGGCAGGAGAACCACACUGACAGCAAGCAGGUGGAGGGCAACUGGGAAGCUUUGAUUCCCAUUUGAAGUUGUUUCUUCCUCCCCUUCAACAUGAAAAUGCAGCAAACGUGAAAGAACCUGCACUGUGAGUUUAAAGUAAGGCUUGUCCUGAAGUACUGUGCUGUAGAAAGUGGUGGGAGGAAAUUUUCUUUCCACUUUUUUUUGAAAAUUACUUAGGUAUUUAGAUGGGGAAAAGGUACCUUUAUCUUACUGUAUUUUCUUAACCCCCUUCUGAAUUUUUUUUUUAACUGAUUACAUGUCAUAGUAGGAAAUGCAUUCUCUGUCGCCCUUUGCCCUCCCGGAAGUCAAUGCACUGAUCUGUCUUUUUGGGCUUCCCCUCCAAAGGACCUCUCUCUGCACUGGAAGCCUCCACAUCUGGCUCUUUUCUUUUGUUGCUGCUGUGUUUAGAUAAUUGGAGAGAUCUUUGUGCCACGCAGGAAUUUUUUUUUUUAAAUAUAUAGGUGAAAAAAUUACUAAUGAAACUGUGUGCGUGUCUGUGCGUGCAACAUAAAAAUACAGUAGCACCUAAGGAGCUUGACUAUUGGUUCCUGUAAACCUGCAAGUUGAUGUGGUAUUAAUAAAAAAAAAACACAACACA
Messenger RNA from Otolemur garnettii (small-eared galago), 2929 nucleotides. It is a transcript of the gene RTN3, whose product is annotated as reticulon 3. The transcript has 7 exons. The record is from RefSeq and is a predicted model, not a curated record. Lineage: Eukaryota; Metazoa; Chordata; Mammalia; Primates; Galagidae. Gene Ontology annotation, biological process: neuron differentiation; endoplasmic reticulum tubular network formation; brain development. Gene Ontology annotation, cellular component: neuron projection; postsynaptic density. Bases 218 to 928 code for a protein of 236 amino acids.